UACAACACCCAUAGGUUACAAGCAGGGCGAGCUGAGAACAACAGUGAAGCCUUACAAUGGCUACAGCUACCCUGCAGACAUUUAACGUGUUCCUGACGGAGAGACUAACCGCAGCUGCGGUGGACAUCUAUGGAUUCGUUGAGAAGACUCUGGUGGAGUACCAGGAGGAGGUUUACCGAGCCAGGCUGGAGAACCAGCGGCUGCAGCGGCUGCUGGACCUCGUCUACAAACCAGAGAUAAGACUGCACAGGGCAGAUGCUAAACAACCGACUGAGGAAAUUCCCGCUAAACAGCAAGAGUGGAGCUCUGACGUGUGGCAGGAUGAGCCGGGACCCUCCGAGGUUAAAGAGGAGGAGACCCAGGAACUGUGGCUUAAUGGUAGCGAUGAGCAACCAGUGAUGGAAGACAGCGACGAUGGGGAUGCCUUAACAAAAGAACUCAUUAAAACAGUGCAGCAGUUAGAGGACUGCAGAGCAGCAGAGGAGAGCAGAGAGCCAAGCCAAACAUCUUCAGAUGAACAAAAGCUUCUGGAAGAGAAGACCAGCACCACCCUCUACCGCUGCCACAUAUGCAACUACAUUUUCACCAAAAAGACUGUGCUAACAUGGCACCUCAAGACGCAUGAAAGCAAGCCGCAGGAGAGCAAGAGCAACUUUGACUGUCACAUCUGUGGCAAACACAUCCCCUGCCAGAGCAACCUGCAGAACCACAUGCGAGUGCACACAGGGGAGAGACCCUACAGCUGCCAUUACUGCGGCAAGUGUUUUAAGCUAAAAGGACACAUGACAGAACACAUAAGGACUCACACAGGAGAGAAGCCUUUCAGCUGCCACAUCUGUGGCAAGUCCUUCAACAGGGGCUCCACUCUGAGGAAGCACGUUCUAGCCAAACAUAAAGAGGAGAGGCCGUACAAAUGCGGGGACUGCGAUGAGCUGUUUACAGAACGGCUGCUGAUGAAGAGGCAUAUGAGAAAGGUGCACGGUGUUAACCUGCCCACGAGUCAGAGUCCCACCUGAGAGACUUUAAGAGCUAAUGGUGCAUGUUGCAUAUAGUCUAAAAUCUGAACUGGGUUUGGUGUCUUUUGAAAUAUUUCAGUGUAUAAACAACAAAAUCAGUGACGUUUACAUUAAGCCAGACUGCCAUAAAUAGGACUAAAUCACAAGAGUAGUGUCAACUGCCAGCUGAUGUCCAAAUGGCCAUAAGACAGUUUGCUUAAAUGCACCAAAAUUGGCUUUAAAUUAUUUGACAUUAUGGGUUUUAUGCUUAUAUACAGGUUGGAUGAAAAAUUCACUCUUAUGUAUUUGCAGUAAUUAUUGGACUGGAGCUACAAAACGUUAAUUUAACUUAGCCUACUAGAGCCUAAGCACUGCACCAGCUUCAUUCCAUGUUAAAAGAAUAAAAUAUAAACGGCAUUGUUGUGGUUUUAUGGUAAGUUAUGAAUUCAAACAGUUUUAGCAGUCUUGCAAAGAAAUGCAAGGAUAGUCUACAUCAGUGGUUUUCAAACCUCUGGACUGAGAGGAGCCACACCUGUAUUCAUAUACAGUGAUCCCUCUGGGUUACAUUCCAGAGACCCCCGCAAUAGGUGAAAAUCUGUGAAGUAGCGGCGUUAUAUUUAUUAUUUACAUAUAUAUUUUAAAGGCUUUGUAAACCCUUCCCACUCUCCUACUACAACUUGAAUGAUGAAGAUGAAUUAUGUAGCUAUGCAGUACUGAUGGCGAUGAAGGUGGUGCAGCAUCUUAGUUAUGGGGUGUUACAGAAAUACCUGUAUACCACAAAAUCCAGCAAUAUAGUGAAAACUUUGCAAAACAGAGUUAGUAAUAUUUAAAAAAAAAAAAAAUGAAAUCUACAAAACAGUGAGGCCACAAUAAGUGAACCGCGAUAUAAUGAGCGAUAACUAUAUACACAAAAUAGCUUUUAUUUUAAAUGAUGUCUGUUUACUUUUUGCAGAUUAACACACUUGCUAGAGCCCAAAGGCAGCAAGUGCACCUCACAUGACACCUUAUUUACUUUGCCAGAGUACAGCAGCCACUCCUGCAGCAAGCAGACUUGACUCCUACUCUUUUGAAACGGGCCAAGUUUCUCUCUCUGUGAAUGUUUGUUUUCCAGUUUCAAAAGGAUUCUUUUAGGACUGUUUACAAAGUAUUAAUGAAUAAAAUGAAAUGAAAAAUUCAUUAAGGAUUUUAUGUACAGUUAUACUACAGGAAAACUUGUUUAUUGCUGUAACAAAAACACACCAGAACCUGAAGAGCUGAAAGACUGAUGGAUUUAUAAUGAAGGUUAUUUUUUUUUUCUCCCCUGGAACAAAAAGGGGAACAAAUAAUAAAAAUAUCAAAAAAAAAAAAAAAAAAAAAGAUUUUUUUUUUUCAUCUAACUUGCAUACAAGUAGAUUUCCCAAGUGCCUGAUUAUGAUUGAGGGAACAAUUUAACACUGAUCCUGGCUUUUUGCUAAAGUAGACCAACAUCUUCCUGGUUCUGACACAAGAAACUAUUCAAAUUUUAAAACUAUUCCCUUUUAACCCAACCGAGCAUUCGGAAUCAACUUCCAGUGUGGAGCAGGCUUUGAAACCCUGCAAAGUACAGAUUUUGAGCAGUUCAGUAACCAGCAUUUGUAGACUACAUUCUAAACACACAGAAAUGACCGGCUUAAUAUUCGGGUUUCUACAAAUGCACAAUAGCUACAACUGAACGCUUGAUUUAUUUAUGUUUUUCCUCCUGCCUUUCUGAUGCUCUGGACCACUCACUAAUCUUCAUGUGUCCUGAAUAGUUCCCUUCUAAAAGCACCAUUCCUUUUCUGUUCAGAGCCUCUGACAAACACAGACCACCAAAGUUUCACCGUUCAACCUAAAAAGCAGUUGGCUGAAAAGUGUAGAUGUCUGUUUGACCCUAAGUGACAUCCACUCCUCAAAGUUCAUUCUGAUCAGAAACUAGUUUUUAAAAUCUAAAUUGCACAUAAAUAUCAAAUGACAGUUUGUCAAUUAGUGAUAUCCAUGUUGCACUGUAAAAUAUUUAUAUACUGUAUAUAUUUUGCCAAAGUUAUUUCAUG
Archocentrus centrarchus (flier cichlid) is the source of this 3043-nucleotide messenger RNA. RefSeq names its product zinc finger protein 2 homolog. The transcript is spliced from 2 exons. The record is from RefSeq and is a predicted model, not a curated record. NCBI's taxonomy places the organism in Eukaryota, Metazoa, Chordata, Actinopteri, Cichliformes, Cichlidae. Gene Ontology annotation, cellular component: nucleus. The coding region runs from base 57 to 1016 and encodes 319 amino acids. Gene Ontology annotation, biological process: regulation of gene expression.